AUGGAAAAUCCAAGAGAGACUCACUUGUUGGCUGCUAAAAGAAUUCUCAAGUAUUUGCAAGGUAUGAAUGAUCUAGGCAUUUUGUACAAAAAAGGAGGAAAAUCAUAUUUAAUUGGCUUCACAGAUAGUGACUUUCCUGGAGACAAAGAUGAUAGGAAAAUCACAUCCGGUUAUGUUUUUAUGUUAGGAUCAGGUGCUAUUUCAUGGUGUUCCAAAAAGCAGCCAAUUGUUACGUUGUCAACUACAAAAGCACAAUUUGUCGCAGUAACUAUGUGCGCCAGUCAAGGAAUCUGGUUGAAGAAUAUUCUAGCUGAACUAUGUCUUCUUCCACAAAAGCCAACUCUAAUUUACUGUGAUAAUGAUUCAGCGAUUAAGCUUUCCAAAAAUCCAGAUUUGCACGGAAGGAGCAAACACAUUGAUGUGAUGAGAUUGAGAAUGAGUAAAGAUACAACUGUUCAGGAUCAUCAAGAGGCACUUCGUUGA
Messenger RNA from Solanum stenotomum, 483 nucleotides. RefSeq names its product secreted RxLR effector protein 161-like. Lineage: Eukaryota; Viridiplantae; Streptophyta; Magnoliopsida; Solanales; Solanaceae. The transcript has 2 exons. The coding region runs from base 1 to 483 and encodes 160 amino acids. The record is from RefSeq and is a predicted model, not a curated record.